ACUAUUUAACAGAGCACUACACCCAUAAAACUGAGUACACGAGACUACUGAACACUCGUGAAUUAUAUAUUGACUACAAUAAUUUUAUAGAACUCGUUUUUCCACUGAAAAUUCAUAACAGUGUUACUGACCCUUUGUUUCUUUUAUGUGUGAAUUCAAGACAAUGGAUAAGAAAUAUUUAUGUGUUGUUUUAUUAUUUGUUGGAUUAUGUCACGGGGUGAGCGAAGCCUCUGAUUGCACUGCUCGUGGAAGAUUUCCAAAUGAUGGAGCUGGUGACUGUCGAGGCUACACUAUUUGUCUGAUGGGCGGCCUUACGAACUUCACACAAUACAAGCUGAAUUGCCCAGAAGGCUUCGUUUACAGCCACUUAGAAUAUCAAUGUACGAACGCCACCAACUACCAAUGUUACCCGUCCUUCAACUGCAGUUCUGUCGGUAACUUCGUUGUUCCUGGCAGCUCAGAUUGCUCAGCGUUCAUAGCUUGCCCUGAAGGCCUAUUAGGAAUAAAUACUGCCAGAAAAGUCUUAUGUCCACCUGAUACCCUCUUCAAUGUAACCGUUGGUGCUUGCCAGAAUAGCACUGAGUUUUCUUGUACACCAAAAGUGCAAUUAGACGUAUUAGAAUUACAUGACAAAGGAAACAAUGCUGCUAAAAUUAGUCCACAUUUCCUAUGUUCAGUGCUUUUGUUGUUACCAGUUUAUUUGCAGUAAUGAGGAGGGAUAUUACUUAGACUGUGUUUAGCCUUUAGCUUGAUUUCGUAAUAUACUGUAUUUUUUAUUAAAUAAACAAUAAUAAAACGAA
Molecule: messenger RNA, 800 nt
Organism: Spodoptera litura
Lineage: Eukaryota; Metazoa; Arthropoda; Insecta; Lepidoptera; Noctuidae
Cellular component (GO): extracellular region
Molecular function (GO): chitin binding
Source: RefSeq, a predicted model, not a curated record